AUGUCCUUUAUCUAUCUAUGGCUGAAUGCCUGGUCACAUCUAUCUAUCUAUCUAUCUAUCUAUUUCUUUCUUCUGUUCAUAUCUAUCUAUCUCAGUUUUUCUCUGCUAUCUAUCUAUCUACUUCAGUCUAUUCAUAUAUCGCAUCACAUCAUAUCUAUCUAUCUAUCUAUCUAUCUAGGGAAGUCUGUUCAUAUCUAUCUAUCUAUUUCAGUCUAUUCAUAUAUCACAUCACAUCGCAUCUAUCUAUCAUUUUCAGUCUGUUCAUAUAUCACAUCAUAUCAUAUCUAUCUAUCUAUCUAUCUAUCUAUCUAUCUAUCUAGUGUCUGUUUCUGCAGAUUUCAGUCUGUUCAUAUCUAUCUAUCUAUCUAUCUAUCUAUCUAUUUCAGUCUAUUCGUACAUCACAUCACAUCGUAUCUAUCAUUUCCAAUCUGUUCAUAUAUCACAUCACAUCAUACUAUCUAUCUAUGUAUCUAUCUAUCUAGUGUCUUUCUUCAGAUUUCAGUCUGUUCAUAUUUAUCUAUCUAUCUAUCUCAGUUAUUCUCAUCUAUCUAUCUAGUCAGUCUAUUCAUAUAUCACAUCACGUCAUAUCUAUCUAUUUCAAUCUUUUCUUAUCUAUCUAUCUAUCCUUCCAUAAUUUUUAACCCUAUUUAG
Acanthosepion pharaonis is the source of this 651-nucleotide messenger RNA. NCBI's taxonomy places the organism in Eukaryota, Metazoa, Mollusca, Cephalopoda, Sepiida, Sepiidae. The record is from the annotation of a GenBank genome assembly.